Molecule: messenger RNA, 2868 nt
Organism: Misgurnus anguillicaudatus (oriental weatherfish)
Lineage: Eukaryota; Metazoa; Chordata; Actinopteri; Cypriniformes; Cobitidae
Source: RefSeq, a predicted model, not a curated record
UGUGGCAGUACGAGUUAAACUCAUAAUUACUUUGCACUCUUUUGGCCAAUCGCUGUCCCUGGCUCUCCCUAUAAAUAAACGUCGUAGUCCUUUGGACUGCUGUCUUGCUCACUGGUGAAGGAAGUGCGUCAUACUUCCGGGUCACUCGCUCCGUGUGUUUUGCUGCUGCACAACAGGUAGAGUAGCGGCUCUGCUGUCUCUGUGUACCUCGCUGUUACCAGCUAUCAUUAUGUUUACUAUGUACUGAACGUUCGUAGAUCUCCGGUUGGUUGGCGAAUCCUCUGCACGGUCGCUCAACGCAUUCAAAAGCGGAUGUUAACGCAGGCUACCUGUACUGUUUGUACCCUUUGAGCUGUCUUCUCCUGGGUGAUACAAGACGAUGCCUGAUCGCUGCUGAGAGCUGAAGGUGGUGGUAUUGGUGUCCCGGGUGGUGGUGUCCCCUUGCCAGUGUGCCGUGGCAAUUACCUCGUUUUCUCCAUAUUCACUGUUUUGCUGUGUGUGUGUGCGCGUGUGUGUGUGUGUUCACGUGGGUGAUUUAUUUUUUUGGAUCUCUCUAGCCCUUGUGACUCCUUUUUCCUCCACCGGUAAGCCUCAGCAGCCAUUAUAAUUUGCCCCCUUCCCAAGUAUGAAUGUGUUUUAAAAUGGUGUUUUAUGAUUGAAAUAAAGUGUUGUCUAUUUUUUGAACUUCGUCUCUGGCUUAAUUGUAUACGUACCUGGGUGUCCUUACGUGUACUUAGAAUAUCAAAAUUAGGAACUAACACCAAGUAUUCCCUGGGUGUAAGUCCCAGGGUGGCGUAGUCAGUGUUUUGGGGGUAGGUUCUCUUUAAAACUAACCACCCCUCCCUCUUUGUACCGCCACAUUUGGCGUAUAGUCGGCAGGAUCUCACAAUUUAAAGCCAAGACGAGUUCAAUUUUUGUUUUUGUCUGUUGUGUUUUUGGGUGUAUUUUGAUUCGUGUACAUGAGUGUUUACAUUUUUUUGUUUGUUUUUGUGUUUUAGGCAAAACAGCAGCUGGUGUUUCUCCACCUUAUCUCUUAACGAGAGUUUCCCCUUUAUUGGGCAGGAUAAGUAUGGAGGGAGAGUUACAGGAGUUGAGGGAUUUAGUUGAGCAGUUAAGGGCAGAUAAUGAGAAGCUGCGCCUGGAACAGGCCGGGGCUGUGGCAGGACCUAGUUCAGCACCCUCUAAUGCGUCAACUACUGUACUACCCGCAGCUAGAGCCCCUACUACCGAAAGAUUUGUUUUCGUGCCCCGUGAUCGGAAAUGUCCUAUGUUUAGGGGAAGAUCAGGCAUAGGGUUAACAGAAUGGAUUGAGGAAGUGCAAGCUUGUAUGAGGGCGCGCCAUUUGUCAACAUCCGAUCAGGCAUUCUUUUUGAUUGAUCACCUGGAAGGGGAAGCCCGUGAUGAAGUAAAGUUUCGUCCGAGUGCAGAACGUGAAGACCCGGUUAAGAUUAUUGCCAUUUUACAGGAAAUUUACGGUUGUUGCGAGUCCUACUUAGCCCUGCAGGAAGCGUUCUUCUCCCGUCGGCAGCAGGAGGGGGAAACCUUGCAAGAGUUUUCCCUCGCAUUAAUGAACCUUAUGGCAUCGGUAAAGCAGCGUGCUCCUAGCGAAAUACCAAAUGCUGAAGUUUUACUGCGCGACCAAUUUGUUGAGCAUGUACUUGACGGCGCUCUCCGUCGCGAGUUGAAACAGUGUGUGCGCAGACAGCCGGCCGCUACUUUGCUGGAGGUGAGAACAGAGGCGAUACAGUGGGAGCGAGAGGGUUUGCCAGGGGGAGCUAGGGGUAGGAGUCACUCGGUCCCUUCGGCCCUUGGUUUUCAGUUUGGUGUUCAGAGUGAUUCUCUGGGAAUUGUUAAUUCACCCCAGGUAUCAGAGCUGAGUGAACUACGAGAAAUGCUAAAGGUGCAGCAAGGGCAGCUUAACCAACUUACCCAAAGCAUUGCCCGUUUGCAGAGUUCUAGCCAGCGCGGUCGUUCAUCUUACAGUAUAAUGCCCCCAUAAUAUGUCGGAGGUGCCAGAAGCCUGGCCACUUCGCCCGAGAGUGCGAAGGGGAACGUGCUCCUGCUCGUGUAUCUUUUCCUUCACAUGCCCCUCCACUUCUUAAUAGGCAGUCUCGCCCUGGUCCGGCGUCGGAAAACUAGCACCCGCCGAAUUGCAGAGCCACAGUUCGGGGGGGGUAGAUAUUGGUUCAUUUGGUUUUUGAUCGUUUGUCAGAAACCGCAAAGCUGAUGUCAUCUUGUCCACAUUUAGAUGUGUGUAUGGGUGGGGUUGAGGUUCCUUGCCUUGUAGACACCGGUUCAAUGGUUUCUACAAUCACAGAGAGUUUCUUUCUCAAGCAAUUCAAGCCAUGGGGUCAGGAAAGACUCCAGUCUUGUCACUGGCUGCAGCUUAGGGCAGCCAACGGUUUGGCCAUUCCUUAUCUUGGCUACCUGGAGCUUGACAUUGAGCUUUGUGGUAAAUCAUUGCAGCGGUGUGGGCUGCUGGUAGUUAAAGAUCCCCCUGGUGGUGUGUCUUCUCAGGUUCCGGGUAUUUUAGGGAUGAAUGUGAUUCGUAGAUGCUACAGAGAGCUUUUUAGUCUUCAUGGCCUGGCCAUGUUUGACUUACCUGUGGUUGCCAAUAGUCCAGAACUUGUUGUGAAUGCAUUGCAAAGGUGCCAGCAGGCCAGCACUCAUUCCCUGGAUGAUGCAGUUGGUAAGGUAAGAGUGUGAGGCAGGAAGGCUUGUCGUAUUCCUGGAGGGGUGAUGAAAAUUGUCACUACCACAUGUUCAGCACAGUACUCUGACAUUACUGCAUUGUUUGAACCCCUGAAUGCUGGCUUACCAGCUGGACUUCUGGCAUCUCCUGCCUUGGUUCGGGUGGUAAGGGGUACU